AUGUCUCUCUUGGCUGUCUUUGUAUACCCUUUCUCUCACACAAGGAACUAUAGGACAAACAGAAUAUCAUACCAAAGCCAAGUACAUCACUACCAGCUUCUGCCAUCGACGUCGACAGCCAAUCCAGCACUUCCUCGCAAGGCCGUCAAGAUGUGCCAAAGAAGCCAUGUCGACUCCAACGACGAUCAACGUACCUCUUUUCCGAUUACCCUUCUCGGCUGGAACUGGGCAACUUCGGCGACCGUCCGUACUGCGAGGGUGGCCCAGCCUUCUCCAUCUACAGCCACUACCAUUAUAGGAUGGAGUAUCAGCGAGUCCGCGUCUCCCAGAGGCCGCGCCGCUACGAACUGCCUCGUCUUAGAAGCAGAAAGCCGAGAGAGCCCCAGUAUAGGACGUGCCAGCCGUCGAAGUUUAGGGAAAUGCGGCCUGACGGGUAUUACUAUGGAGAUAAUGGAUGGUGAUGCGAUGUGA
Messenger RNA from Microsporum canis CBS 113480, 471 nucleotides. RefSeq lists its product as uncharacterized. Lineage: Eukaryota; Fungi; Ascomycota; Eurotiomycetes; Onygenales; Arthrodermataceae. The coding region runs from base 1 to 471 and encodes 156 amino acids. The transcript is spliced from 2 exons. The record is from RefSeq and is a predicted model, not a curated record.